AGUUUUGUGCAACAGAUGAACAAAGGAAAAUCUCAUAGUUCAACUACAAUGAAAAGCCCGACAAAUGAUGGAGGGAAAGCUGAGGAAUUAUUUGCAGCUGAGUCACUCGAGGAAUAUGCAGAGUUUAGUAGGGAUAAUGAAGAUGAUGAUGACAGUGAAGAUCAAGUUCAGCAAGGCGAUCCCAUUGAGGAGCGUUACGAGGAGUACACAGACACUGAUAACUUUCUAGAGGGCCAGGAGGGAAUCGAUGCUGGGACUGUUGAACGGGUUGCCGAAUCUCAUGCUCCGAGUGUGGAGCCUUCUACCUCGCAAUUGGAGGUUCCUCUCAGGGGUCUACCUCGCAGUUGGAGAGAGGGUGAUUAUUUGGUUUCACGUUAUCCGGAUGGGUCUGCCGGCAUGAGAUUAGGGGCACAAGAGGAGAUAAGGUUAACUCCUCGAACUUUGUUUGCUGAGGUUCGAGAGGAACAUAAAGCCAUACUGUCCAACAUCUUUGAACUGUGGCCAAGUACUUUCGUUCGUCUUGUUGGUGCGAGCUCGAUUAUUAGGAAGCUUGCCUUGGACUCCCGGGUAUCUUUCGUGGAGGGGUUGGAGAAUAUGAGUUUGCCUCAGGCAACACCUGGAGAUUUUGAUUCUGCUCGCGAUGGUUUGCAGGCGUUGACGCAUUUUCGAUUGGAAGUUGGUUGUCUUCGUAAGAGGUUGGACCAGAUGGCUGCGCUACUUGAGCUCCCGGUUGCACAGGACCAGUUGGAGAAGGUGGGCAAGGAAAUAGAAGAGAUGGAGGAGGUGGUAAGGCGAUUGAAAGACAAGAAGGAAGGACUUGUGCGGCGCGUAUCCGAGCUUGAGAGUGCCAAUUCGGGGGGUUCAACAUGUCUAGUCACGCGGGGCAGGGUUUGAGAGGGCAAGGGAGUGCGUUUUACUUGGGCGGUUCCACCUUUUUGGUUUAUGCUCAUCUCCCUUGUUUUAUUUGGGGUAGCUAUGUUAUAUGGAUGCUAGCAGU
Messenger RNA from Rhododendron vialii, 997 nucleotides. RefSeq lists its product as uncharacterized. The record is from RefSeq and is a predicted model, not a curated record. Lineage: Eukaryota; Viridiplantae; Streptophyta; Magnoliopsida; Ericales; Ericaceae. The coding region runs from base 16 to 894 and encodes 292 amino acids. The transcript has 2 exons.